Molecule: messenger RNA, 1353 nt
Organism: Podarcis muralis (Common wall lizard)
Lineage: Eukaryota; Metazoa; Chordata; Lepidosauria; Squamata; Lacertidae
Source: RefSeq, a predicted model, not a curated record
UCUUCCCUUUUCUCCUGAGACGGACGGAUGCCAGACAACACAGUACAACAGCUGCCUUUGGGCUGUUCUAAAUCCCUAUGUGCAUUGCCAGAAGGGACAUUUAAAAUGGUAUUUGCAGGAUGUGUGGUGGUGACAUCCUACAUAAGCCCCAUAUACACAAAUAAACUCUGCCAUGUCUAGCAGGCACAUGGGCAAAUCUUGCCUGAAUGAAAAGCAAAAAUAUGCAUAACGAACUGAAUGAAUUAGAAACCACAGCACCUGUGUUCAUAUUAAGAGUAACAAUGCCCCUGGCUGACCCAGGUUGCUAAGGUAACAGUGACAUGACCUUCAUUGUGACACCUCCCUCUGCUGGCCCACCUAUUAGAUGACCAGAGGUCCUCUAUGAGAGCUGGAAAAGCUGCAGAUCCCCAUUCAAAAGAGGAAUGCCAACACUGACGCAGCAGAAGAGGGAUACCAGGCAAUAGCCUCUGAACCAGAGGGCCUGGGAGGUUUCCUUUCUGCCAAGAGAAAAAGAAGGAUGUUUCUACGGAGGAUGGGGAACAGCUAAAAAUGGCCUGGAGCUGCUGCAAAGAUAAUGUCCCGGCCCCCAAACCUCCCUCCACGCCUAUGCGGCUGGAAGUACCAACGGCAGUCCCCAGAAACAAGAACCAAGAAGUCCUAAUUGCUUAUAUACUGGAGCACGAGGAGGAUGACGACGAUGAAGAGGAAGAGCAAAAGCAAAAGCAAAAGAAAGAAUCAGAAAAAGAGCGAGAACAAGAACAAAGAAAAGUACAAGAACAAGAACAAGAACAACGAAGGGAACAAGACAAAACACGGCGGCCAUCAAAAGGUCAAGAUGAUGAUAUUGAAAGGCCCUGCACCUCCAAAGAUGCAGCUGAUGGGACGGAGGCAGAGACACAAACCAAUCCACGCUAUUUCCCGAAAUCACCAAAAAAGAUCACAUUGGAUGAGAUCCUGCUUGGAAUGCAGAAGAUCGAGUACACCAUCAGUAACACAAUGAGAGACUUUGAGCAGCGCCUUUCCCGCUUGGAGCAGAUCGUUUUGAAAAUGAGGAAUGCGUGGAUCCACCACAGAACUUGCCAUCUAGAGGGUCUGGAAUAUGACGAUGAACAGGAUUAAUAUUUUUUUCCUCUUCUGAUUUUAUUGGUUUUGUAGAUUUGCAGAUCGACAUCCUUCCCCCAUACAAUAAAAAAAUAUUUAUUUGGGAAUCAAUAAGUUGUUUAAUCUCCUAAUCAAGACAUGGCUAAUUAAGACAUAUCUGUGUUUUCUGGUUAUGUUUUAACACUUUGUGUUAAACAACCUUUACAAUUAUUUUUCAAACUGGAGACUUGAUCAUAAUAAAAAGUUGACCAU